CCUCGAUCUCCUCCUGUCUUCAAAAAUUUCCACCAUACCCCAAAAGCCAAUGAACUCCAACAGCCAAGAAGAUGAUGAUCAGUUUGAUCGUCUUCCAGAUGCACUUCUCCUCUUAAUCUUCAACAAACUCCUUGAUGCCAAGACUUUAAUCAGAUGCCUUUCUGUCUCUAAGCGUUUUGCUUCUCUUCUUCCUCAAAUCCACACCAUUUUUCUCCCCCUCCCUUGCUUUGUACCUAAUCCAAAACCGAGGGAGAUAGGCUUCCCCAUAAAAGUUUUCAAAGUUUUGGUAAACAAGUUGAUCACAAAACCUAUACAGUUUCUCCAUCAUGUCGUUUCUUCAAAGCCUCAUGCAGCAGCCUUAAACUCCAACAUUAAUUCUAACCAUUUCUUGUACUAUUCCCCUAAUGAAGUUUUGAAGAACUUCAAAGAAGUAAAAACUUUGCGUUUGGAGAUCCCUCGCCUUGGCUGCGAGAUGGGAUUUAACGGUGGUGAUCAUUCCUUGCUCAAGUGGAAAGCUGAAUUUGGUGAGGAGCUCAGGAGCUGCAUAGUUCUUGGCGCAACAUCUUUUCAAAGACAAGAAUGUGAAGAACACGAAGAAAUCCGACCACCUUUGACGGGGGAAGAGCUGCAGUCGCGAAUAAUAUGGACGAUAUCUUGCUUAGUAUCUGCUUCGAUGAGGCAUUUCUUGUUGAAACAAAUCGUGGGAAAGUUGCCUAUGCUUCAAAGCGUGGUUAUUACGGAUGCGAGUAAGCAAGGAAAGCUUUGCAUGGUGGAACAACAGCUUGUGGAGCUGAGAAAUAGUGUGAAGAACUCGUCGUCGGAGGCGGAGGCGUUAGAGUCGUUGUUGGAGAGGACUCCGAUACCUAACUUGUGCAUGAAGCUAUGGUUCGUGCCUGAGAUGGAGCUACCGGCAUCUGGGUUUGUGAUGAAAGGGCUGACACUUGUGCUGAUCAAGCCUGCUAGUGAGAGGAGUAUAAGUGAAUGUGAUUUGUUGUUGGGAGAUUUGGAUGGAGAGGAUGACGAGGAGAAGGCAGUUUUUGGAGAAGCUAUGAGAGAGAUAGUGAAGAGGAAGAUGAUGUUUAUGAUCGAAAUGAGUUCCUUUUGAGGUGUACAAUAUUUAAGUAAGCAUAUAUAUUUUCUUCUUAAUUGGAUCUAC
Molecule: messenger RNA, 1156 nt
Organism: Corylus avellana
Lineage: Eukaryota; Viridiplantae; Streptophyta; Magnoliopsida; Fagales; Betulaceae
Product: F-box protein At4g18380
Molecular function (GO): protein binding
Source: RefSeq, a predicted model, not a curated record